Messenger RNA from Paramecium sonneborni, 920 nucleotides. The record is from the annotation of a GenBank genome assembly. NCBI's taxonomy places the organism in Eukaryota, Ciliophora, Oligohymenophorea, Peniculida, Parameciidae.
AUGGAACCAAUAUUCGAAAUAAAUCAAAGUGUGUAAUUUCAAGUUAAUAAAAACUCAUCAAUUUGGGAAAAUGGAGUUGUAAAUACAUUAAAUCUAUUUAUUAGAUCACUACCAUAUUUACUAAUAGAACGCCUAUAUAAUAUGUUGUUCAAACUUAGAAUAAUUAAAAGUAAUUACAUUCAUUAAUUAAAAGAAUCUAACUAAAUACACAAUAAAUCAAAGCAAACAAUCCAACCAUUAAAACACAUCAUGUCUCAUAUAAUAUUGAAUUUUAACGAAUACUAUCAUAAUUAAUUAUGUAAAAGAAUGAAGAUUAACUAAUUGAACAAGUAAAUAUAUUCAACAUUAUUUUAGUUGUAAUCUCUUCUUAAACGUAUCACACUUUCAUAACUUAUCAAAGAAUAGAAUGGUCCUAAAAUUAUAUAUACUACCUAUUAAUUUCUACUCAUGAGAAAACCAUCUAUUCUUAGAAAUUAUCCUUUUGCUCCAACUAAUCUUGUACUUAAAAGAAUUAAAAAAUUAAUCUAUUCAAUCAAAAAAUAAAUACUUUCAAAUGUAUAUAUUUUUAUUUACUAUUAUUAGACCAACUUAAUUUUAUUAUAAACACAUUCAAACUAAAAUUCUAGUUCAUUUUAACAAAUUAAAUUACAAAAAUCAAUAUCAAAACAAUCACGCAAAAUGACUCAAAUUUAUGAUGAUUCUGAAAAAGAAGAAUAACCUACUGCUUUCUAUGCCAAUUUAUGUAUCUAUUAAUCAUUAUUAAAUCAGUACCUAACAAAUCAGCAUUUAAACCAUAUAAAUCAGAUAAUAUUAAUCCAAAAUUUGAAUAAUUAUCUAUUCAAUCUAAACCCUCACCUAAAAUAGAUUCAAUUAAAACUAUCCAUUUCAAACCCAUCAUUAUAUAAGGAUUACUGUGUUGA